CAACAUAACUCAUGGGUUAGAAGGAUUCAAAUAAAAACUGUGUAUCUGAGAACUCAUGGUUCAACCAGUGAUCCAGUACAACUUUGACAGAACAUUUCAGAUGUUUCACCUGACGAUGCUCUUCCUCCUUCUCAAAGGUGAUGGAAUCUCUGCUCUUUCACAUGAGAGAGUCUCUUACAUUGGACUGAGGAAAGCAGGAGACCAUUCAUCAGGCUCAUCCUACCCCCUUCACUCUCAAUCAAUGGUGAAACGAUCUACUGCUGACCAUGUGUAUUUUGAAGAUCCUCUCAUCUUCGAUGCAAGUCCUCAGUUUAAAACUUUUGUUAUUCACAAAUCAGAAAGUGAAAGCAGGGAUGCCAUCCUCGAGGUGUCUAAUCCUGUCCCACAUGAUCUUAUGGGAGUUGGAGCAAGACACUACAAGGAGAUUGAAAAAUCUGUCACAUGCUGUGCUCUUGAUUCUCGACUUCUAAGGAAUUCUAAUCCACCUCAAAAUAACAGACAUUCAAAUUCAAAUUCUAGCGUUUCUACUCCCACAGACAUUUUUCCUGUCAAUGAGGUGAUAGAGGGGAGUGGCUUACAUCCCCUGGAGCCUGACACAGAAGACACCAACCCUGGAUCUCAAAGAAUAACCAGCAUGGAAUUUGAAGGCACCAGCAAAACAUCCGGCAGUAUGGUUACACCUUCCAAUGAAAACAGACCGAAGUAUUUGAUUACAUCAUACACAUCGAACUCUCACCUGGACCAUAGCUAUAUUCCAACAAAGUCUGAGAAUGUCUUGCAAAGAGGUCUGACUUCAUUAGAUGGGAUCUCGACCAGCAGCAGAAAGAUGAAUGAGAGUAACAACAAUUCAGAGGGGGUAUCAGACACACCAACAGCAACAUCAGAGCAAUGGGAGCAUUGGCCUUUCCAGCGGACAUUAAUCACUGAACCAAAUACAAUCCAGAACUCCAAUAACUCUUGGAGUGUUUGUAAGCCAGGAUAUAUCCAUAAGAAUGACUCAUGCUGGUCUGUUUGUGAAGUGAUUCCCAAUUAUUGUUACAACGGAGGUGAAUGUGGAGUCAUUGAAAAUGUUGGUGCGAUUUGCAGGUGCAGUGCAAAGGAUCACACCUGGUACAGAGGACGACGGUGCCAGACAGUGAUCACGGAGGUUCAGCUAACAUGCAUACUGAUUGGCGCAUCUCUGCUUGUUGCUAUCCUGUUCCUCAUUCUCAUAGUGACCUUUACCCUGAAGCUGCGGUCUCUCAAAAAUGCUCAGCAAAGAUUUGACUCCAGAAGAAAGCUGUGGAUUUCCUCGGGGCUCCAAGGAAACUCCUCUUUCACUUCUGAAAUAAGUCAGCAGGGAAAUCAUUCCCCAUUGGCUAGAUGUAGCCCUGACACCCAAUGCACACCAGUCAGUGAGAAACACCUGACCCAGUUUAUAGAUUUCGAGCUAAGCACCUUGGGGAAUAUGAGAGAAUGCAAGACAUGUAUCGGCAAUUCCUGGAGGAGUCCAGAACUGAGUCAAGAUACAAGCGACAGGAGGCAGCUGCUGAGAUCCCCUCCCGCGGUGGCUCCACCUGCGGGUGGAGCAGUGUCACAAGCUGAUUACAAUUCUUGCAUCCUUUGGAGAACAGAACGGACAGCAGUUUGAAGCACAUUUGCAAAUGAGGGUGUGAGCGUCUGAUUCAACUAAAGUCACUGAACAGCAACCAAUGAGGAAGAUAAAUAUGAAGAGCAAUGGUUCAGUAGCCCCUCAGGGAAGGAGGGAUAGAUCAAUAUUUGUAAAUGUAAUUUUGAGAGAUUUUUGGCUUUGGAUUCUUUGGUGAAGAACCUGAAUGUUCACUCCCUCUUGCACCAUCACACCAUGGCUGCAGUGUGCACCACCUACAAAAUCCAUGGCCGUUACUUACCUGGGUUAUUCCAACACAUUUUGUAAAACAAGAAACCUCCACCAUCAAAAAGGGCAAGGGUAGCAGAUGCAUAGGAACACCACCACCUGUAGGUUCCCCUUCAAGUUGCUCACCAUCCUGACUCGGGAACAUAUUGCCAUUCCUUCAUCAUCACUGAGUCUAAAUUCUGCAAUUCCCUCUUUAAAACUCCCGUGGGAACACCUUCACCAAAAUAACAGCAGCCAUUCAAGAAGAUUGAUCACCAUUACCUUCUCAAGGACAAUUUUUGGCCUUGAUUAUGAUUCCCUCAUUCUUUGUGUGAAUUUAAACUUAAUAGUUUUACUUACCUGCACUUGAGAUAUUUGAAUGGUUAGUGACAUUUUCUAUGAAUAUCAGGUAAAAUUGCAGAUGUUGGAAAUCUAACAUAAAAACAGAAACUUUUGGAAAUACUCUGCAGGCCAGGUCACAUCUGUGGGAAGAGAAACAGAGACCCCUUUUGUCCCUUUCCAGUUCUGACAGAAGGUUUUGCUCCACAUGGAUGUGGCCUGAUUUGCUGAGUAUUCCUGCAUUUUUGUAGAGCUCUGUUCAUCAUCAUCUCAGUCUCUUUUCAUUGACCCUAUUCUCCAGUAUAUGUUUGCCCCCAAAACUGAAUGACCUCACUUAAAAUCCCAUCCAUCCGAUGCACCUGAAUCACGGAAUAAUUAGAGCACAGGAGGAGGCCAUUCAGCCCACUGUAUCAUUACCAGCUAUGUAGGAGCAAUUUAACAUUUAACCUGCUCUCCUCCUCUACCUUCUCCUCAUAGUCCUACAAAUACUUUCCUGGCACUCUCCCAAAGACCUUCAAGUCCUUCCAUUAUUUAGUUUCCUUUAGUCUAGGACCUACAAUAAAGAAUACAUACCAAGAAAAAGACUGGACCCAGCACUGCUCCAGGGUCCACACUCCUCCAGACUGACUAACACCCUAAUUAAUAGAAAAGACCUAUCCUGACUGCUGUAUUCCAUGAAUCAUACACCUCAUUCUUAAAAGUGAGGCACCUUAUCCAAUGUCACAUAUUGAAAGGCCUAAAUAUUCUGGAUGUGGAGAGGAUAUUUGCAAACGUCUAGAACCAGAGGGCUCAAUCUCAGAAUUUGAGUAUGUCCCUUUAGAACAGAGAUGAAGAGCAAUUUCUUUAGCCAGAAAGUGGUGAAUCUGUGGAACUCAUUGCCACAGUUGGCUGUGGAGGAUAAGACAUUGGGUAUGCUGUAUUUAAAGCAGAGGUUGAUAUGUUCUUGAUUAGUAAGGAUGUCAAAGGUUACAGGGAGAAGGCAGAAGAAUGCCAUUGAGAGUGAAAAUAAAUAAUUAUGAUUGAACGGCAGAGCAGACUUCAUGGGCUGACUAGCCUAAUUCUGCUCCUACGUCUAAUAGCCUUAUGAUCAUUUGUGACAGAAUCACUGGGCACGCUGUUUGAGCUGACAUUGCAAGGUCUCUGUUCGUCUGUGCAAAGUGUCCUAUUCCAUUUCCAGAACUUAUUAUGAUUCAGUACCGUGUUAUUAUAGAACAUUGUGGUGUGCAGUACUAUCACACUUUUCUAGAAGUCUUGGCAUUUUUAUGACAUUAUUAUUUGAUUGU
Mobula hypostoma (lesser devil ray) is the source of this 3477-nucleotide messenger RNA. RefSeq names its product chondroitin sulfate proteoglycan 5-like. NCBI's taxonomy places the organism in Eukaryota, Metazoa, Chordata, Chondrichthyes, Myliobatiformes, Myliobatidae. The transcript has 6 exons. The coding region runs from base 56 to 1630 and encodes 524 amino acids. Gene Ontology annotation, biological process: nervous system development. The record is from RefSeq and is a predicted model, not a curated record.